AAAAUACAAAAGGGGUACAAUUACAAAGGAGCGGGAAACGGCCAUCGAAACUUUUUGAAACUCUCACACGCGCAGACACACUCUCUCUCUCUCUCUCUCUGCUCGCUCUAUCCAUCUUCCUGCCGAAACCAAGCUCACGAAUUGCAGUCUCAGAGGAAAUCUUUGACUUUCCGUCUGUCACACUGUUUUCCAAUUUCGACUCAAAAAAUUUAUCGCUUUCCGAAACCCCCAACUUGGAAAACCCUAGUAUCCACGAAAUGUGAAUCCAGUACCUCCACAAUGCGCCAAUGCCCAGUUCUUCUCACAGGAGAUGACUAGCGCCAAAGACGAGCCGGGUGGAAGCAACGGCGGCGGCGGUGGAGGCGGAUUUCAUAGGGUGCAAGCAGAGCGUGACCUGGAAUCCAAUUGGGAACUCGAUCUCGCACAAAAACUCGAAGAGUAUUUGCUCAAGAUUUGCUCCGGUGAAAUACCCACUGAAGCAGAAGGCCAUGUCGCUAUUAAUUUCGCAGAAGCUGCGCUGCUUCUUCAAGGUUCGGUCCAAGUGUAUAGCCGGAAGGUGGAGUAUCUGUACUCGUUGGUUUUGCGUGCUUUGGAGUUCCUUUCCCAAAAGGGGCAGUAUGAACAAUCCGAAGGAACAUCUGUUCGGCCUGAAGAAGGUGGGAGUUCCCAUGCUGUUUCCGAUGAAGAAAAUGAUAUUUUUUGGAGCUUAGAUGACAUUGCAGUGGAAGCAAAGAAUUGCUUAGAUAGUCCAUCGGGAAGAGAUGCUCCUCUGAAUCCCUUUGUGAAGCCCCCAGCAAACCUAGUUGUGCUUGAAGGUGAUUGCCUAGAUACUACUGGUGAUUUCGGAGAAUUAGAGGGAUAUCUGCUGGCCACCAACGAUCUAUAUCAGGAUUUCAUUUUAUUAGAUCCAUGUGAUGCUGUAGCAGUAAAUGAUUAUUUGAGUGUGGAUGGAGUUGUUAAAGGACAAAAUAGUGCUUAUAGGGUCACCUCAGCACGAAAAAGUCAUCAGACUCCCAGACGAUCAGGUGGAACUGCACAUAGGUCAUCUCUUCAUAAGGGGCGGGAUCCUAAUAUUAAUCAAUCUCCUAUCAUCGGUUGCAGUUUUGAGGCAAAUAAUUGUAAUAUUGAACCUGAUCCUCCUGCCUGCAAUGAUUUUGAUGAUGGUACUCAGGGAUUUGAUAUGGAUGAUAGAUAUUCAGAGCCCAGGGACUUGGAUGAUUCAGAUGAUGAUGGUGAUGAUCCAUGGAAGCCACUGAAUCCCCAUGAACCCGGGAACUUGAAAGUGAAACCAUUUAGGAAAGUCAAAGUUUCUAAAAGGAAAGGAUUCAAUUCUACUAAGCAUGUCUCUAUUAUUACACUGUUUCCACCUGCAAAAUUGCAUGGUACUAUUAGUCCAGAGCUCAUAGAAAUGUGGCAGAUUCGACAUCAUGCCGAGGAGAGACAAAAGGGGUCCCAAUCUCCUCCAUUAUUUGAAAAGCUACGGGAAUCCCUUGUUAAUGGAAGAGAAGAAUCCUUUGAUGCCUUUUGCAAUCCUCUGGAUGGAAAUGAGGAUACUGAAUAUGAUAAUGAGAUCCCUGAUUUUGGGCAACCAGAUGCUGACUUGCUAGAAUUCAUGGAUGGCGUACCUCGGCACAGUGAUAUGAAUGAGGACAGUGGUCCUCAAUUUGGUAAUGUUGAACCAUUUGACGAUGAUCCAAAUCCUCAUGCAAGCCUGGAAGAUUUGUGUCGCUCUCACUUGGACACUCUCCUUGCUAGCAUAGCUGAAACCGAGAAACAGACUGAACUAGCUGCUCGUGUUUCAACAUGGAAACAGAAAAUUGAGUACAACCUGGAAGAGCAAGAAUCACACCCUGCUUUUGAUAUUCAUGACUACGGAGAAAGAAUUCUUGAUAGACUAUCCUUCGAACCAGACAAUGAGAAUGUCUUGUCGUUUGCUGAUGUUGUAAAGGGUCAGGAAAAGUAUGAUGUCGCUCGGAGUUUUUCUGCGCUCCUGCAACUGGUUAACAAUGGAGACGUUGAGUUGAAUAGGAGUGGGGUUGAUGGUGAGUCUGUUUGUUACGCAGCCGCAAAUCCCUUCCAUGUUCGGCUCCUUAGGCAUGACAAGAGAAGAGAGCAAACUGGAUUUCGGUUGUCCAGAAAGAGAGUUAAGUCUCCCUUGAGGAAAGCAUCUCAAAAUGUUGACAACAGCAACACAGGGACUGAGAAAUCUCCUUCAGUCAAGUCAUCUUCUAAGGCACAUAAAUCAACAGAGACAUCUCCUCAAAUAAACGGCAAGUUACCUGUGAAAGUUGGAAAUGUUGGUGGCAAACGGUGCACUCCUGAAGCAAAGCGGAGAAGAAAGUCACGAUUUGUUGAACCAGUUGACCUACAUUCCGCUGGGUGACACAAAAUGUCAUUGGCAAUUAACAGUGAAUGGACCCUAAACCCUAUCACAGAGGCCAUUCAACGCAUUGCUGGACGGUUGAAAUUAACUUAGAAUCGACCCUAAUAGAUGCACUUGUAGUGUACCAACAGUGAAUGGUAGCAACCUGUAAUAUCUAGUUAAUGUUAUUAUUCAGUGUACACAUUAGUAUUGAGACCCUCUAACACCAUGUAUCAUUAUCCAAAAGGAAGACUCGAUCUAGUUCCUUGAGUGGGAUGUGAUUUUUGUGCAUCCA
Pyrus x bretschneideri (Chinese white pear) is the source of this 2657-nucleotide messenger RNA. RefSeq names its product condensin-2 complex subunit H2-like. NCBI's taxonomy places the organism in Eukaryota, Viridiplantae, Streptophyta, Magnoliopsida, Rosales, Rosaceae. The transcript is spliced from 11 exons. The coding region runs from base 311 to 2383 and encodes 690 amino acids. Gene Ontology annotation, molecular function: chromatin binding. Gene Ontology annotation, cellular component: condensin complex; nucleus. The record is from RefSeq and is a predicted model, not a curated record. Gene Ontology annotation, biological process: meiotic chromosome condensation; mitotic sister chromatid separation.